AUGCCAGCCGUCAGCCUGCUGCCGCUCUUCGGCAGCCCCGCGAGCCCGGGCGCUUUGGGGGGCUCCUUAGGCGGGGGGGCCUUGGGGGGCCCCGGAGGGCGAAAGGGGCCCGGCCCCAGCGGCGCGUUCCGGCUGACGGAAAAGUUCGUGCUGCUGUUGGUCUUCAGCGCCUUCAUCACGCUUUGCUUCGGGGCCAUCUUCUUCCUGCCGGACUCCCCCAAACUGUUCAGCAACGUCUUCUUCCACUCGACCACCCUCCAGCAGCCGCCGCCGCCGGGGCCGGGGCCACCCGCCCAGGGCGAUGCGCACCUCCCGCCGCCGCCGGCGGGUGCGGGGAGUAGCAGCAGUUUCGGGGCCGGCGCGGCGGAGGAAGCGGCGGAGAACUUGGCCAAGAUCCGUGAGGAUCAUGAGCGCGCUUUGCGAGAGGCGAAAGAGACGCUGCAAAAGCUGCCCGACGAGAUCCGCAGGGAGAUCCACCAGGACAAGGUGAAGCUCCUCCUGCAGGACAAGUUGGGCAGGGGAGAGACGGGGGCUCCCGGGUUGCCCGACCUGCCUUUCCGCAAACCUAUCGGGGCCGUAGGAACGGAACCCAGCGAUCCCGCCGUCCAGCAGAAAAGAGAAAAGAUCAGAGAGAUGAUGAAACAUGCCUGGGAUAAUUACAAACAUUAUGCCUGGGGAUUAAAUGAACUGAAACCCAUCUCAAAACAAGGACACUCGAGCAAUUUGUUUGGUAAUAUUCAAGGAGCAACUAUCGUUGAUGCCUUAGAUACACUGUAUAUCAUGGAAAUGAAGGAAGAAUUCAAAGAAGCCAAAGAGUGGGUAGAAAAGAAUCUUAAUUUCAAUGUGAAUGCAGAAAUCUCAGUUUUUGAAGUAAACAUCCGUUUUGUUGGAGGAUUACUUUCAGCAUACUAUCUUUCUGGCGAAGAGAUAUUCCGAAAAAAAGCAGUAGAACUAGGAGAGAAGUUGCUUCCAGCUUUUAAUACCCCCACAGGAAUCCCUUGGGCAUUAUUAAAUAUCAAAAGUGGCAUUGGUCGAAACUGGCCCUGGGCUUCAGGUGGAAGCAGUAUUUUGGCAGAAUUUGGAACACUCCAUUUGGAGUUCAUACAUUUAAGCUACUUAUCUGGAAAUCCGCUGUUUGCUGAAAAGGUUAUGAACAUUCGAAAAGUGUUAAAUAGAUUAGAUAAACCAGAAGGACUUUAUCCUAAUUAUCUAAACCCCAACAGUGGUCAAUGGGGCCAGCAUCAUGUCUCUGUUGGAGGACUUGGGGAUAGUUUUUAUGAAUAUUUGCUGAAAGCAUGGUUGAUGUCUGAUAAGGCAGAUGAAGAAGCCAAGCAAAUGUAUUAUAACGCUGUUCAGUCCAUAGAAACCCAUCUAAUCAGGAAAUCCAGCAACGGUUUAAUGUACAUUGCUGAGUGGAAAGGUGGCCUCCUUGAACACAAAAUGGGUCAUCUUACUUGUUUUGCUGGAGGGAUGUUUGUUCUGGGUGCAGAUGGAGCACCAGCUGAUCAAACUGGACAUCACAUUGAACUUGGAGCUGAAAUUGCCCGCACAUGUCAUGAAUCUUAUGAUCGUACAGGUAUGAAAUUGGGACCAGAAGCUUUCCGAUUUGACGGUGGAGUUGAAGCAAUUGCUACCAGACAGAAUGAAAAAUAUUACAUCUUACGACCUGAAGUUAUAGAAACCUAUAUGUAUAUGUGGCGAUUCACUCAUGAUCCCAAGUACCGGCAGUGGGGUUGGGAAGCUGUAGAGGCAUUGGAAAAAUAUUGCAGAGUAGAUGGUGGCUAUUCUGGCCUGAGGGAUGUUUACAGCAAUCGUAAAAGCCAUGAUGAUGUACAACAGAGUUUCUUCCUUUCAGAAACGCUCAAGUAUUUAUAUUUAUUAUUCUCUGAAGAUGAUAUUCUUCCAUUUGAACAUUGGGUCUUUAAUACAGAGGCACACCCUUUCCCAAUUAUUAAAACAGGAAAAGAGGAAAAAGAAAGCAAAUAAAGCUGUUUUGAAU
This is a messenger RNA of Protobothrops mucrosquamatus (brown spotted pit viper), 1999 nucleotides long. It is a transcript of the gene MAN1A1, whose product is annotated as mannosidase alpha class 1A member 1. Bases 1 to 1986 code for a protein of 661 amino acids. The record is from RefSeq and is a predicted model, not a curated record. Lineage: Eukaryota; Metazoa; Chordata; Lepidosauria; Squamata; Viperidae. The transcript has 12 exons. Gene Ontology annotation, molecular function: mannosyl-oligosaccharide 1,2-alpha-mannosidase activity; calcium ion binding. Gene Ontology annotation, biological process: carbohydrate metabolic process; N-glycan processing. Gene Ontology annotation, cellular component: Golgi membrane; endoplasmic reticulum; extracellular exosome.